Molecule: messenger RNA, 2637 nt
Organism: Ipomoea nil (Japanese morning glory)
Lineage: Eukaryota; Viridiplantae; Streptophyta; Magnoliopsida; Solanales; Convolvulaceae
Product: exocyst complex component EXO70A1-like
Exons: 11
Coding region: 554-2446 (630 amino acids)
Biological process (GO): exocytosis
Cellular component (GO): exocyst
Molecular function (GO): phosphatidylinositol-4,5-bisphosphate binding
Source: RefSeq, a predicted model, not a curated record
CAUUUAAAUCGGUAAAAAUGCAAAAAUUCCCAUGUUCCUACUUCAUACUUCGCUGAAAUGGGGAUAUACUAUCAUUCAAUUUUGAUUGCCGAGACGCUAAUUACUACAAAAUCGAAAUGCCGUUGCCGGAAACCUUUCUCAGAAGUAACGGAACUUCUUCAGUUACAUGCUGUCAUUACUUCAAUGCAUGCCGGAAAAUCAUUUGCAACGGUACGUGUUGGUAAAAUCAUUUUGGAAAUAAUUAUCUAUUUGUAUAGCAAGUGUAUGAGGAAAUUCCUUACCAAGAGUUAUUAUUCAUAUCAAAGGCAAUCGUAACGAAAAUCGUGAUCAGAUUCUUAUAUACCAAAUGGCGCCGCAAAUCGGAAAAGAUCUUUGCCGCUUAAACUGGAUAAGGAAGAAAUUAAAGAGUCAAAAUGGAGCAAAGAUUUUAAGCUUUGGAGGCGAGAUCCAAGGCGGCAGCCUGUAGAACAAUAGACGAUAAGCUAGUUUCUUCUGAUCAGAGAGAGAGGGAGAAAUCUGAUCAGAAGAAACGGCGGUUUCUGUGGAGGUAGCCAUGGGGACACCAGAGGAGAGGGCUGCAUUGAUUAGGGAGUCGAUAGGCAAGAGCCAAACCACCACAGAUAGCAUGGUCACCAUUCUCGGCUCUUUCGAUCACCGCCUCUCCGCCCUCCAAACCGCCAUGCGUCCCACUCAGAUAACUACACAUUCAAUUAGAAGGGCGCAUGAAAACAUUGGCAAGACGCUUAAGGUUGCAGAGGUGAUUUUGGGCCAGUUUGAGCUAGCACGAAAGGCAGAGGCGAAAAUAUUGAGGGGGCCACAUGAGGAUUCUGAAAGUUAUCUUGAGGCCUGUGAUGAGUUAAGGAGUAUUGUUAGAACUUUUAGUGGUAAGAACAACCUUAAGAGUAGUGUUGGGGUGAUCACCUACGCCACUACUUUACUUGCAAACUCUAUUAUUAAGCUAGAAGAUGACUUUCAGCAGCUUCUUACCUCAUACAGCAAACCUGUGGAACCAGAUUGUCUUUUUGAAUGUUUGCCCCAGUCUCUACACCCAUCAACAGCAUCACCUAAUCCAGAUGUUGGUAGUGGAACAAAAGAGCACCAAACUAAGCGUUUGAAAACUGCGGGUUACCAUCUUCCUGAUCUGAUUCCAUCUAGAAUACUACUGCUUCUUCAUGACCUGGCCCAACUAAUGAUUCGUUCUGGACACCAGCAGCAAGCUUUUAAUAUUUACAGAAAUAUCAGGUCUGCAUUUGUUGAACAGAGCCUCAGAAAACUAGGUGUGGAAGGAUUAAGUAAAGAGGAUGUUCAAAAGAUGCAGUGGGAAGUCCUAGAAGCCAAAAUUGAAACUUGGAUUCAUUUUAUGAGGAUUUCAGUCAAUCUUUUAUUUGCUGUGGAAAAAAGAAUUUGUGAUCAAAUCUUUCACGGUCAUGAUGCUCUCAGGGAGCAAUGUUUUGCAGAGGUUACUGCAAAGAGUGCAGCAGUCCUCCUGAGUAUUGGAGAGGCUAUUGCUAAAAGCAAAAGAUCACCUGAAAAGCUAUUUGUCCUUCUAGAUAUGUAUGAAAUAAUGAGUGAACUUCAUCCACAGAUUGAUAUAAUAUUUGGAAGCAAAUAUUUUAGUGAAAUGAGACAAGCUGCUCUUAUUUUGACUAAACGUUUGGCUCAAACGGCUAAGAAUACCUUAGCAGAUUUUGAGGAAGCAGUUGAGAAAGAUGCCACAAAAACUGUUGUUGAUGAUGGAACUGUCCAUCCAUUAACUAGCUAUGUGAUCAAUUAUGUGAAGUUUUUAUUCGACUAUCGAUCAACUCUAACACACUUUUUUCGGGAGUUUGAUGGUGGUGAUGCAAAAGCCCAUUUGGCGGCUAUGGUAACACGAAUAAUGCAAGCACUUCAGAGUAAUCUGGAUGGAAAAUCCAAGCAGUACAAAGACCCUGCUUUGACUGAAUUAUUUAUGAUGAACAAUAUACACUACAUUGUAAGAUCAGUGCGCAUGUCAGAAGCAAAAGAUUUGCUAGGCAAUGACUGGGUGCAAAUACAUAGAAGGGUAGUCCAACAACACGCUAAACAGUACAGGAGGAUCUCUUGGUCUAAGACUUUGAAGUGCCUAUCCAUUCAGGGACUUUCCUCAGCUGGGAACACUUCAUUUAAAGGCCAAGUUUCUCCUGCCUCCAGCAGUGUUUCAAAGGCAAUGGUGAAAGACAAGUACAAGACCUUCAACAUGUUGUUUGAAGAGCUUCAUCAAAAGCAAUCUCAGUGGACAAUUCCCGACAGUGAGUUGCGUGAAUCGUUGAGGCUGGCGGUUGCUGAAGUUCUCUUGCCGGCUUUUAGGUCUUUCAAUAAGCGUUUUGGGCCUAUGAUUGAGAACAGCAAGAAUCCCCAGAAGUAUCUCAAAUACACUCCUGAGGAUCUGGAAAGGAUGCUGGCUGAGUUUUUUGAAGGGAAAUUGUAGGCAUCAAAUUAUUUACUCCAUAUUUACAUAUAUGCAUAUCAAAUUAUUGUAUGAAGAGUUUUUAAUUUCUAGCUAUUCACAAGACGAAAUUUUUAGUUAAAGAGAAUUGGUUUCUUCCACUAAGAUUACAACUCAUUUUAAUACAAUUUUACACCAACUCUACAAAAAAAUUUUGUGGAGACUUAAACCCU